Molecule: messenger RNA, 813 nt
Organism: Carassius auratus (goldfish)
Lineage: Eukaryota; Metazoa; Chordata; Actinopteri; Cypriniformes; Cyprinidae
Product: integrin alpha-X-like
Exons: 6
Coding region: 61-798 (245 amino acids)
Biological process (GO): cell-cell adhesion; integrin-mediated signaling pathway; cell-matrix adhesion
Cellular component (GO): integrin complex; external side of plasma membrane
Molecular function (GO): integrin binding
Source: RefSeq, a predicted model, not a curated record
AUCCCAGCGCGGUCAGUUCUGCCCGGUCUGCAGCAGUUUGGAGUGUCUCUGUCCGGUCAGAUGGACAUGAAUGAUGAUAAUCUGACAGAUAUCGUGAUCGGAGCACAAGGAGGGAUCGUUCUUCUCAAGGCUCAGCCUGUGAUGUCUGUAUCCACAGAGCUCAGUUUCAGUCCAAAGGAAAUCAGUCUGAACUACUUUGAAUGUCCAGAUGUAAACACAUUUAAUGCAUUUAAUCUCACGUCAUGUUUCACGGUGACCGAGAGAACCAGCAGCACAGGAUCUCUGGAGAAGAAGAUGAAUGUUUCUCUGAAUCUGAAUGUGGAUGUGGUACGAGGAAUGAGUCGAGGAUUCUUCGAUCAGAGCAAUGUGUCGUCCAGGACUCUGCAGCAGUUUAUCCUGCUGGAUUCUGGGUCCUCCUGUUUUAACUUCUCCAUCUUCAUGCUGCGCUGUGUUGCAGACACAGUAUCUCCUCUGAAGAUACGAAUGAAUUUCUCACAAACUGAGAUGUUGUCUGGAAACUCUGUGGCUGUUCUUGACGUUAACAGCAGGACGGAGGAGUAUGUGGAGGUUGCAGUGAAGGUGAAUUUUGUCGCUCCACUCGAUGAGAUCAUGUUGAUCAUCGGCGGUUCCAUGGGGGGCGGGAUCAUCGUGUUCAUUAUCAUAUUGGUAGUGCUAGUCAAGCGUGGGUUCUUUAAACGGAUGCGCCCUCAAGACUUCUUCCAAGCGGAUGAAAAUGUGACCUUGGUAAAGAAAACGUCGGCAGACAGAAAGAGAAUGGAGGGAUGUAAAAUGGAGUGAAAUAUAAUUUAUUUA